Zalophus californianus (California sea lion) is the source of this 1027-nucleotide messenger RNA. It is a transcript of the gene VWC2L, whose product is annotated as von Willebrand factor C domain containing 2 like. The transcript is spliced from 4 exons. NCBI's taxonomy places the organism in Eukaryota, Metazoa, Chordata, Mammalia, Carnivora, Otariidae. Gene Ontology annotation, molecular function: protein binding. Gene Ontology annotation, biological process: negative regulation of BMP signaling pathway. Gene Ontology annotation, cellular component: AMPA glutamate receptor complex. The record is from RefSeq and is a predicted model, not a curated record. The coding region runs from base 239 to 907 and encodes 222 amino acids.
GAAAUGGGAGGUAGAGAGAAUGGAUUACCUUUAAUUCAUGCCUGAAAAUGUGUUCUUUGGAUAAUUAAAGAGGAACUGCUUUCCUAAAACAUACCUGAUCUUUUAGUUUAUAUUGGUCUAUGACUCCCACCACCACCAUUAACCUCCAGAGUGAUUAGCCUACCCCUCUUGUAUUCCCAUGGAAGGAGCUGAUUAUAUUUAAUAUUAGGAGCACAUCCAGAAGCCUUUGAGGAGGGGGAUGGCUCUUCAUAUUCAUGAAGCUUGCAUACUUCUGUUGGUCAUCCUUGGAUUGGUCACCUCUGCUGCCAUCAGUCAUGAAGACUAUCCUGCUGAUGAAGGUGACCAGGCCUCCAGUAAUGACAAUCUGAUCUUUGAUGACUAUCGAGGGAAAGGGUGUGUGGAUGACAGCGGCUUUGUGUACAAGUUGGGAGAACGAUUUUUCCCAGGGCAUUCCAACUGUCCAUGUGUCUGUGCUCUGGAUGGACCUGUUUGUGAUCAGCCAGAAUGCCCUAAAAUUCACCCAAAGUGUACUAAAGUGGAACACAAUGGAUGCUGUCCUGAGUGCAAAGAAGUGAAAAACUUUUGUGAAUAUCAUGGGAAAAAUUACAAAAUCUUGGAGGAAUUUAAGCCCUCUCCAUGUGAAUGGUGUCGCUGUGAGCCCAGCAAUGAAGUUCACUGUGUUGUAGCAGACUGCGCAGUUCCUGAGUGUGUCAACCCAGUCUAUGAACCAGAACAAUGUUGUCCUGUCUGCAAAAAUGGUCCAAACUGCUUUGCAGGAACGACAAUAAUCCCGGCUGGCAUUGAAGUGAAAGUGGAUGAAUGUAACAUCUGUCACUGUCACAACGGGGACUGGUGGAAGCCUGCUCAGUGUUCAAAACGCGAAUGCCAAGGCAAGCAGACUGUGUAGGACAAAUUCCCAACCGAGGAGUUCUUAGGAUGCUAUGGAUUCUACACUGCACAUGUUUGAAACAAAACAAAACAAAACAAACACACUCCAGCCAGCUACAACAGGGUCACCAGCAAAACC